Staurois parvus is the source of this 338-nucleotide messenger RNA. Lineage: Eukaryota; Metazoa; Chordata; Amphibia; Anura; Ranidae. The record is from the annotation of a GenBank genome assembly.
GUGAGCUGUGAUUGGUCACACCUUGUCACAUGGUACAAGGCUGUUGUGAAUAGCCUUGUACCAUGUGACCUCUGUGAUCAUUCACAGAUUUCACACGUAGUAAGCAAUGAUGUCAGGAAGUGACAUCUUGCUUACUACUUUUGCAUGUGAUCACUGAUUGGCCUAUCAGUUAUCACAUGAUCGGGACCUCGCACAGAGAUCCUGGCCAAUCCCCAACAGGAGACUUGGCAUGGGGCCAGGACAGCCCGAAAUGUUGGCUAUACGUUAUACAAUUUUCUUUAGAAAAUUCAAUUUACUUUAGAUUUAUCUUCAACUAUGUAGUGCAGGAGCUUGCCUGA